AUUGGCCGCUGUAUGCUGACUGUUGGAAACUGUCAUGGCGGCGCCCAUGCCGCGGCCUAGCGGGAACGCGGCGUGCUACACGCCCGCUGUCACAGGAGCGCUCCCAGGCCCAUGAUGGCGUCCGAUGGCAGGGACGUGGACGACAGCUGACCGCAGGGACCCAGGACGGAGUCCGCAGCGGCGGACAGAUGUCAGCUUGACGCUGCUGUUCCUGCAUUGUGGCAUAGAGGAGUCAUGCGCCAGAAUGUGUCGCCAUCCUGAGCACCUGCGCAGCUCUCAGCCCCCCACCUGGGGGGAGAGGAAGAGGACGGAGCAGAGAGGGGAGAGACCAGCCAUGUCUAACGUCACCCCGGAUGCCUGCAACGUGGACUCAGACCUGGACGGCAUCCUGCCGCCGUCACUAUACGCCGUGGUUUUUGUGGUGGGGCUUCCAGCCAACCUCCUGGCACUUUGGGCAGCCUGGCUCCAGGUGCGGAAAGGAAAAGAACUUGGAGUCUACCUCCUGAACCUCAGCCUCUCCGACCUCCUCCUCAUCUGCGCACUACCACCGUGGACAGACUACUAUUUACGGAGGGACGUUUGGGGUUACGGCCCCGGGGCCUGUCGCCUCUUUGGCUUCAUCUUCUACACCAAUCUGUAUGUGGGCGCUGCCUUCCUGUCCUGCGUGUCCGCUGACCGCUACUUAGCUGUGGCACACCCGCUGCGAUUCCCAGGCGCCAGGCCCAUCCGCUCUGCUGCUGCAGUCUCCGCCUUGGUGUGGGUGCUAGAACUGGCAGCGAAUGCCCCUCCCUUGUUCAGAGACGCCAUCACCCAGGACCGCUACAACCACACCUUCUGCUACGAGAGCUACCCGCUUUCUGGAAAAGGAGAUGCCCUCGCUAACGUGGGGAGGGUGCUAGCUGGAUUCUUAUUGCCCUGGGGCAUAAUGCUUCUGUGUUAUGCUGGCUUGCUGCGAGCUCUACGGGGGAGCGCGUCCUGCGAGCGGAGAGAGAAGAGGAGGGUGCGUCGCCUGGCGCUGGGGCUCCCCUGCGUGGCACUCCUCUGUUAUGGGCCUUACCAUGCCCUCUUGCUCCUGCGCAGUCUGGUGUUCCUGGUGGGAGGGGGCUCAGCAGCAGCGGGGGAAAGCUGUGCGCUGGAGGAGAGGCUAUUCCCAGCUUACCACGCGUCGCUAGCCAUGGCCACUCUGAACUGCCUGGCAGAUCCUGCCCUGUACUGCCUGGCAUGCCCAGGUGCCCGAGGGGAAGUGGCCAAAGCAAUAGGUCGGGUGGUGGCAUGGGCAAUGGGGAAGGACAGAGCAGGGUGGCGGGGUGGGAUGAGUGACGGCAGAGGGAUCGCGGGGCAUGGAGAAGAAGUGGGUAUGGUGGAGAUGGGUGAGAGGGGGGGCAGUUUUAUAGUAUGA
Messenger RNA from Pseudophryne corroboree (corroboree frog), 1399 nucleotides. It is a transcript of the gene GPR4, whose product is annotated as G protein-coupled receptor 4. The transcript is spliced from 2 exons. The record is from RefSeq and is a predicted model, not a curated record. Gene Ontology annotation, molecular function: G protein-coupled receptor activity. NCBI's taxonomy places the organism in Eukaryota, Metazoa, Chordata, Amphibia, Anura, Myobatrachidae. The coding region runs from base 125 to 1399 and encodes 424 amino acids. Gene Ontology annotation, biological process: G protein-coupled receptor signaling pathway. Gene Ontology annotation, cellular component: membrane.